UCAUCGAUGCCAGGCGGCAAUUGUCAAUUUUCUGCACGUUUAUUUAAUAAACAAGUUUUGAAGAUUCGAAAAGCAAAUCAAAUACCAAAAUUGUAAAUCGACAAUUUAUUUUCAUGUGCUGAUAUUUACAAUAUUCUGGAAUUUCUGUCAAAAUGUCAAAACAACAUUAUUUGACAGAAACAAAUACAAAAAAAUGACAUGUACCAUUGACUGAUAAUAUCAGUGUAAAAAAGGGGCAAAGCGGAAAAUUGCUUGGUUGCCUGAGAAUCACCGAGCUGAAAUGAUACACAUUUGUUAUUUCACAGUGAGCAGUGUGUGAAUAAGGAUGUGUUCUUAAAUGUGUCAAUGACAUUAGUUUUUUUAAACAGAGACGAUAUAGAGCUCAUGUUUUAUAUUCUGUGCGUACAGAAUGUAUGAGACGAUAACAAAAAUUAUUCGAAAAUGAGUGGAAAAGGAGCCGAAAACAGUGAAACCGAUUGUGAUAAUCCGAUUAGUUUAGAUGAAAUUGAAAAAGGCUUGUUGCUUGGAAGUUUUAGUGCUGCCUCUGACUUGGAAACACUGAAACAACGAAAAGUUACACAUAUUUUAACGCUCGACAUUUGCCCUUUACCUAUUCAUAUAACAGAGCUUCCAUUCAUUGAAUCAAAAUUUAUUCACGUUUCGGAUACAUCCAAGGAUGAUUUAUUAUGCCAUUUUGAGGAGUGCUUUAGUUUCAUCAACGAUGCAUUGUCCAAAGAUAAAGUUGUGUUGGUUCACUGUUACUAUGGUGUCUCACGAAGUGCAACUAUUGUUAUUGCGUAUGUCAUGCAAAAGUAUCAACUAUCGUUGACACUAGCUUUCGAAAGAGUAAAAUCAAAACGUAGAUUCGUGCAACCGAAUAAUGGUUUUAUGGUUCAAUUAAGACUGUUCCAUAAAAUGGGUUGGCGCAUCGAUUCCAAUCAUGAGAAAUUCAAGCUAUAUCGAUUGAGAAUGGCUGCCGAUAAGGUUCGAAAAGCAAAAAUUCUACCACAAAAUUGUAGCGAUUUAAUCAAACCCGACCCAGCAUUAAUACAAUCAAAACCCGAACCAAUUGUGUAUCGUUGUCGAAAAUGUCGACGAAUUGUUGCUGCCAAAAGUAAUUUAAUAACACACACCCCAGCAAAUGCCGCUGGCAAUGAACUCAAGUCAACGGACGCAAAGCAUGUAACAUUCCAAGCUGAUGUGCAUGUUCAAAGCGAAAGUUUAACCGAUGAUACAAAGGUCGGUUGCUCGAAAGGACUACUUGAAGGAAUGAAUACAUUGUGCAUGAACUCAAGCAGCGACAAGUCUUCCGGCUGUGAACCACAACAAGAAGAUCGAUGCAAGGAGAUCUUGUUCAUUGAACCAUUGGCAUGGAUGCUUGAUAUCGGCAAACAAACUCAAGGCAAAUUAAAUUGCCCCAAAUGUCAAUCGAAGCUCGGCAAUUUCACGUGGAUCAAUAGUUGCAAUUGUCCUUGUGGUAAAAAUGUUUCGCCCGCUUUUUACUUGGUUCCAUCAAAAGUCGAACUUUCACAUGCAGUGAAAAAUGUCGAAAUUACUGUUUGAAACCAGUUUCAUUAAAAAACCCAUUCGCAAACAAUGUGUUUGCGAUUUAUGUGAUUUUUGCUUACACUGAAUAUUAUGGAUGUUGGCAGAGGAAAAUCGGUCUUGUUAAAUACUUAAUAAUCAUUAUAAUGAUCACCAUACAUGUUUUACCAUAAAGAUUAACCAUUUUUUGCUCACAUUUUUACGUAUUUUAGCUUUGAGGCUCAAACCAUUUUGAAGAAAAAACAAAUUAUACAUAUAUAAAAUGAAGAAAUACCAAUAUAUUCAAUCAUAAUUCCACAAUCAUUGUUAUGAAAUUCAUUUACUUUUUUCAGUUUUUUUUUUCAAAAUUCAUUUUUGCCUUCCAUUCAACAAAUUUAUAAUGAAUUGGUUACAAUUUUUUCCAAAAUGUUAAUUGGAAAUAUGAAUAGUUUGUUAAAAUUGUUCCCAAAAUUACGA
Messenger RNA from Contarinia nasturtii (swede midge), 2001 nucleotides. RefSeq names its product dual specificity protein phosphatase MPK-4 (gene MKP-4). Gene Ontology annotation, biological process: protein dephosphorylation. The transcript has 6 exons. Gene Ontology annotation, cellular component: nucleus. The coding region runs from base 442 to 1563 and encodes 373 amino acids. Gene Ontology annotation, molecular function: protein tyrosine/serine/threonine phosphatase activity. Lineage: Eukaryota; Metazoa; Arthropoda; Insecta; Diptera; Cecidomyiidae. The record is from RefSeq and is a predicted model, not a curated record.